Messenger RNA from Xenopus tropicalis (tropical clawed frog), 2022 nucleotides. RefSeq names its product syndecan binding protein (gene sdcbp). NCBI's taxonomy places the organism in Eukaryota, Metazoa, Chordata, Amphibia, Anura, Pipidae. The record is from RefSeq and is marked provisional. Gene Ontology annotation, cellular component: cytoplasm; nucleus; plasma membrane.
GUCAGUGCUGUGAAGAGACGGGUCGGGAGAAGGCAGCUGUGGGGAGGACUAGUUAGCAACUAACGGGAAGGGCUUCCACUUCGAGUUAUUCUCCUGCCGGCAGGUCUGUAAAAAUGUCUCUGUAUCCCUCACUGGAGGACCUGAAGGUUGACAAAGUCAUCCAGGCACAGACAACUUUUUCUGCAAACCCAGUCAAUCCAGCAAUAUUGCCUGCUGCUUCAGCAUCAGCUCCUCAAUAUGGAGGGAUGUACCCUAAGCUUUAUCCAGAACUGGAACAGUACAUGGGCUUAAGUCUCAGUGAAGAUGAAAUUCAUAAAAAUAUGUCUUUGGUACCUUCUGGUGGGAACCAGGUAGCGAUACCAACGGCUUUAAACAACAUGGUAGCUCCAGUGUCUGGAAAUGAUGUUGGAAUCCGCAGAGCAGAAAUCAAGCAGGGGAUUCGGGAAGCCAUAUUAUGUAAAGAUCAGGAUGGAAAGAUUGGCCUUCGCCUGAAAUCCAUUGACAAUGGAAUCUUUGUGCAGCUUGUACAAACCAACUCUCCAGCAUCCUUGGCUGGCCUGAAGUUUGGAGAUCAGAUCUUACAGAUAAAUGGAGAGAACUGUGCUGGAUGGAGCUCGGAUAAAUCGCACAAAAUUCUCAAGCAAGUCUCUGGAGAAAGGAUCUCUAUGAUUGUUCGUGACAGGCCCUUUGAGCGCACGAUCACCAUGCACAAAGACAGUACGGGACAUGUCGGAUUUAUAUUUAAAAAUGGCAAAAUCACCUCCAUUGUCAAAGACAGCUCAGCAGCAAGGAACGGCCUCCUCACUGACCACAAUCUUUGUGAAAUUAAUGGCCAAAAUGUGAUUGGAUUAAAGGAUUCUCAGGUUGCUGAAUUACUCGCAACAUCUGCAAAUGUGGUGACCCUUACCGUUAUGCCAUCCUACAUUUUUGAACAUAUGGUUAAAAGAAUGGCUUCCAGUGUUUUGAAGAACUUAAUGGAUCAUUCUGUUCCUGAGGUUUAAGGGGGAAGCAUUUUCCUGAACAUUUGAUAUUGGCUGAGCUUGGACUUUUUACUCAGCAGCUGUCAGGAUAGCGUCUUACAGAACGAGAUUUUUAACACUGCAUGUUAGCAUUUCCAUUGUAUAACUGAGCAAGCAAAUAGCAAGCCACCUAGACUGUGUGUGCUACUGUCCCUCUAGCAGGGGGUAGAACAUGUAUAAUUAUUUUCUGUUGGAAGCAAUGACCUAAUUUUGAUGAUUUCUAAUUCUUUAAAAUCCUACUAGGAGCAAACAAACACCUGUACCGUGAUCAGUUCUGGGCAACGGUCCAACUUCCAGAUGUUGACUACCACUGUCGGUGGGAUGCUGGGAGUUGUAGUGCAACAUCUGGACUUCUGCUCUAGAUCCAGGAUAGGCAACUUUUGGUGUUGCAGAACUGCUUGCCACACAGAACUAAAGUCUGUCUGUCACAGGAAUGCAAGAGUUAAUUCUUCUGUACAGUGCUUCAGCCAUGAGCCAUACUCAGUCCCAUUAUACAUCUGAUCCAAACCAGGAGGCAAGUGCACUAUUCUGUUUGUAGGCAUGUCUUUCUGCAGCUCAGAAGGCUUGCCUGCUGUAUAAAUAUGCUGUAAUUUUAUAUUUCAUGUAUGAGAUAGCUAUUUUCAUAAUGUAAGGCAGGAAUGUCAAAUGCAUGCAAUAAAUUUCUAUCGACAGAUCAGGAUACUAACUGUAAUUUAGCUUAACGUCUCUGAAAUCAAGAAUGUAUUUUAGAUAAGGAUCUCCUCAGUUUGCUGCUGACUUUCUUAUUAUUAUGGUAGCUCCAUCCCCUGCACCUGUAUUUGUAGACUCUCUAGGGAAAGGCUCACUCUGAUUGGCUAACAUGCAUGCUGUAGUCCCUAAGCACUGAGCUACUGCUGUGUUUCAGUGAAUUCCAGCCUUCGUGUUUGAGCAGUAACUGGUUUACAUUUGGUUUCUCUUAAAUUCCAGUCCUAUAUAUUUUGUAUACAACGUAUCAUGCUUAAAAUAAUAAAUACAAGUAACUAUC